AUGAAUCAUCGUCAAGUAGUUAGUGAAGAAGAAGAGGAAGAAGAACUCAAUGAAGAAGAAGAAUGUAAUAUAUUAUCAAAUUUUUGGCCGAAUGUGAAUGAAGCAAAAUUGGACAAUAAUGCAUUGGAUGAAAUAUUAGAAGAAUUACAUCUUAUAGGAGAUAAAGCAAUUCGUAAUUUAAGAUCAGCAGAAUUUGCCCAGGAGUUUGCAAAUGUAGAAAAUUUUAAAAAGAAAAUAACAAGGAUACAACUUUAUCGGGACGUGACAAUAGGCCACAUGAUUAAAAAUUUGCCGCCAGAUCAAUUAAAUAAAUUAAAUAAUGGCGCUGAACGUUCUCGUUACCGUAAAAGAAAUAUUCAGAUAGGCGUGCCAUGUUCUUUAAAUGCUUUUUAUACUUAUAAUAAUGCACAAGAACUAAUUGAUUCAACAUCAGCAGAACAAUUUGGUCAUAAAACAUUUCCACAAUUAUUUAAUGACACUCAAAACAAUACAACAAUACCACAUUUUGAAAUUACUGAUCCAUUACCAAAUCCUUGUUCGAGAAAUACUAAACAACAACAACAAUCAUCUGUUUUACGAAAUACUGAACAGCAAAAACCAUCAUCUGUUUCAAGAAAUAUUGAAGAACAACAACAAGGUUUUGUUACGACAAAUACUGAACAACAACAAGAACAAUCUACUGAUUCAAAAGAUAUUGAACAACAAGAAGCUUCUAUUUCGACAAAUACUGAACAACAACAAAACCAAGCAGUUGCAACAGUUCCAGCUAAUACUGGUAUUUGUUCAGCAUCAAUGCAAAAUCAAGAAGCACCUGAAGCUAUUAAACCAGUAGCAGAAGGAUUUCGACGAUUACAUACGGCACAGAAUCCAUUUCAAGCAUCACAACAACAACAUCUUCAACAUCAAACUUCUCAAACGUUAACAUCAGUUAAUACAAAUAAUGUAGAACAACACCAUGAUGAUGAUAAUUGUGAUGAUGCUGAUAAUAAUAAUAAUAAUGAUUCUGAGGGUCAAGAAUGA
This is a messenger RNA of Rotaria sp. Silwood2, 1020 nucleotides long. NCBI's taxonomy places the organism in Eukaryota, Metazoa, Rotifera, Eurotatoria, Philodinida, Philodinidae. The record is from the annotation of a GenBank genome assembly.